CCCGGGCGGAGGAGCCGGAGACCUUCGCUGCCGCUCUAGCACCCGCGGCCAUGGAGAGCUCCUUGGAGAAGAUGGUUGACCCCACCUUAGCAGAAAUGGGAAAGAAUCUCAACGAGGCCAUGAAGCUGCUUGAAGACAAUCAGAGGAAAGUUGAAGAAGAAAAUGAGAAGAACUACACAAGAAAGGAUAUUCCUGGGCCACUUCAAGGCAGUGGACAGGACAUGGUGAGCAUUCUGCAGCUGGUUCAGACAUUAAUGCACGGAGACGAAGAGGAAGAGUCACUACAAUCUUAUCGACUACAGAAUGUUGGGGAACAGGGACACAUGGCUCUCUUAGGCCACAGCUUGGCAGCUUAUAUUUCCGUCCUGGACAGAGACAGGCUGAGAAAACUGACUACCAAAAUCCUUUCGGACACAACUCUGUGGCUGUGCCGGCUCUUCAGGUUUGAAAAUGGGUCAGCCUAUUACCAUGAAGAUGAUCGCGAAGGGCUUUUGAAAGUCUGCAAGUUGGUGAUUCACUCCCGCUAUGAAGAUUACGCCACUGAAGGCUUUAAUGCCUUAUAUAACAAGCAGCCAAUGGUGUACAUCAGUGCUGCAGCAAGAACCGGCUUGGGACAAUUCCUCUGUAGUCAGCUCGGCUUACCUCUUUCCUGCAUGUGCCGAGUGCCGUGUAACACAAUGUUUGGCUCCCAGCAUCAAAUGGACGUUGCUUUGCUGGACAGACUAAUCAAGGAGGACCUUGAAUCUGGAAAGCUGCCUAUAUUACUGGUGGCCAAUGCUGGCACACCGGGGGCCGGGCACACGGACAAACUGGGUCGACUGAGGGAGCUCUGCGAGCAGCACGGCAUGUGGCUGCACGUCGAAGGGGUGAAUCUAGCGACUCUGGCUUUGGGUUACGUCUCAUCUUCCAUCAUGGCCGCAACUAAAUGCGACAGCCUGACAUUGACACUCGGACCCUGGCUGGGCCUUCCAGCAGUGCCUGCAGUGACUCUGUAUAGACAAGAGGACCCUUCUUUGUCGCUAGCAGCAGGCCUGACCUCCAGCCAGGUGGCGGAGAAGCUACGUGCUCUGUCCCUUUGGCUCUCCCUGCAGUACCUGGGCCACGAUGGAAUCGUGCAAAAAAUUAAACACGCCUCCCAGCUGAGUCAACGGCUACUGGAGAAUCUGAAGAACCAAGAUUUUAUUCGGACCUCAGUUGAAGAUGAAUUUAGCUCUCCUGUGGUGGUCUUCAAGUUUUCCCCAGAAAAGUCGCAUAUAGAUCAGAUGCUAUACGCUGCGCAACCAUCUGCGGUCACUGGGAAUGAGAGAGACGUUUGCGAUACCUUUAAUCAGUGGCUUGGAGAACAGUUGGCACAGUUGGUCCCUGCCAGCGGGGUGGACCUGGUUGAUCUGGAGGACGAAGGCACCUGCGUGCGUUUCAGCCCUUUGAUGACUUCUGCAGUUUUAGGAACCGAGGUUCAAGACGUGGAUCAGCUGAUGGACUGCUUAAAAAUGAAGGUCCCAGUUCUCAACUGCACUUUACAGCUGAGAGAGGAAUUCGAACAGGAAGUGAAAAGAACCGUCGGCUUGUCCUAUGUGGAAGAUUUUACCUGGCCCGGCCUCGGGGUGGUCAGGUAUAAGGGCCAAAACGAAGAGACACCGGAGAAAGACUCGGAGAAGAUUAACAGCGGUCUCCUGAAGAAGCUCAACGAACUGGAAUCAGACCUGUUAUUUUCUUCAGGGCCGGAAUUUGGAGCCGAGAAGAACUGCAUUUACAUCGGGAUGGUCACCGAGGAUCUCGAUGUCUCGGAACUGGUGGAAACGAUUGCAGCGUCCGGUCGGGAAAUUGAAGAAAAUUCAAGGCUUUUGGAAAACAUGACCGAGGUUGUGCGAAAAGGCAUCCUAGACGCCCAAGCUCAGCUGCAAAAAGCCAACGAGGAACGCCUCCUGGAAGAGGGUUUGCUUCGACAGAUUCCUGUGGUGGGUUCUGUCGUCAACUGGUUUUCUCCAUUUCACGCCUCACCGAAGGGACAAACCUUUAAUCUAACAGCAGGGUCUUUGGAAUCCACAGAGACAACGUACCUAUCUAAAGCCCAGGGCACGGGGAUCACCCCGCCUCCCACUCCCACAUCAAGCCGUGGUAAACAGAAGUUCCCUGGUCAAAAACUCUUUAAACGGGCCGGCAGGAACUCGGAUGGGGUCAGCGAGACCAGCUCGGUGAGCCAAGCUACCGACUUGGACAGAGGAGAAUUCGCAGCUUCUCCCCUCAAGCAGGAGAACGGCGGCGUCGAGGCGUCAAGCGAAAGCACCCCUCCCCUCCCCCAGGAAACGACCAGCGUUUCCCCAGGCACCCAAUCUUGGGCUCCGGGAAACGACCGUCCGCUCUCUGAGGAGCAAGAGAACCUUAGAUAAAAACCAAGGCUGUGCAAUUAAAGACUUUGUACAUGGGUUCAAAAAAAAAAAGAGAAAAAAAACGAAAAAGAAAAGUGCACUUCGCUCCAGAAGAGAAACCGAAUUGACGCAUUUAAAAAUGUGAAACCAGGCCGGAAGUAAUCAGAACGAAUCGCUAUUCAUGUGUGAUGGGCUGGAGAUUUUUGCACAAAAAAUUGCUCUCUCUCUGUCUCUCCCUCUCUCCCUCCCUCCCUCUCCCUCUCCCUCCCUCUCUCUCGUUCUGUUUUUACUUGUCUGUUUGGUUCCGAUUCCUCUAGUUUAUCCUGCACACCCCUUUAGUGCCAAGGUUGGCUCUGGGGUGGCUUAGGAUCAUUUUUCCUUCUUUAGCAAGGAACGUGCAAGAAUUAGGAGCCGAACGGAGUCAUUCUCCCUCUUAAUUUAAUUUUAAUUAAAUUAAACGUUGCUUUGCACAGGCUUUCCUUGGUUUUUCUAAAUUGGAUUGUUCUCUGUGCUGGGAUGAAGCUAAUUUAGUUCCUGUUUGCUGAGCCCGCCAGCUGCUGGCUAUUUUUAUUUUAACAAGGGUUUGAAAUAUUUUUCAUCGUCUGGCUGCCUUUAUUACUGUUAACCUGACACUAUUUGGGGGGGGGGAGGCAUUAAGUUGCCUUCAGGUUCCCCAAAUCUUUGCCUCGACGAACUCACUGUCCUUUUCAACUCACUCGUCGGCGGACGAAAAAGGGAGAACGAGAUUUUGCGUUUUCACAGGGGCCUAAAGAAUUGGCUUAGAGGGAGAUUGGGAAAUAACACACGGAACAAAAUCCAGUUUGAAAGGUUUGCAUUGAAGGGACAUCUAGUUGCUCAGUGCUCCUUUUGGGCAGAUAGCAAGAUGUCAAGAGAAGUGGCGUGCUGGUGGGGGUUUCCCCGCCCCCUUGCUGUUCUUAGCUUUUCUCAUCGGUUGUUUGCAUUUGUUAAAUAUUGUAAAUAUUCAGAGAAAUUAGCUCAUUAUACAGUACUGCACUACGGGAAAGAAAUAUACCCACGCAUUGAGCUGCUUUGGUUUUUAAAGUCGAGAGUAGAUAUGAAGAGUUGAUUCCUCACCCCGGUGAUUUAAUUAUGCCUUCCCCCCCCCCCCCCCCUGCGACAUUUCGCUCUUUCUCUGUUAAACAGAGAAACUUGGUUUCCUAAGAGACUUGGCUGCACUUAAUCUCUCUUCCAUGAUUAUUACACCCCAUGUUCUGGUUUUGUUUCCACACACACACACAUAUAUACACACACACAUUUUUUUUUUUUUUGAGCAGUGUUUUUCCAUAGCACGGUUUCCCCCUAUCUGCUUGCUAUCUGGGCACAUCGGACCGGCUUCCACUCAGAAACCCAAGAAUUUGGGGAAAUGAAAUUCAGCAUCCCAAGACGGCAACAGUUGGGGAACGCCGUGGCAUUUCGUAAGCGUUCCAUUUAGAUUUCAUUAAUCAAUAAAGCUAGUGUAAGCGAGGGAGCUUUAUUGUCAGCAAUUGAAGAGGUCGAUUCUGUUCUAACACAGGUAAUAAAAAUUAAGGAAUGGUAUUCUCAAAAUCAUUUUAUUUUUUUGUGGUGGUGGUUAUAAUGUUGAGACUUUAAGGCAUCCUAAGCAGAAAAGAAUGCCACUCCCUUUACAAGAAAAAAGAAAAAGUCUAAAACUGUCCCCUGUGGUCAUAAUUGUAGAAAUUACUAAUUUGGAAAUGGGAGAUUUUUUUCUGCUUUAAAAUCCAAGCAUCCAGACACGAUUUACAUCCGUUAUGGAGAUCCUCACCAAAUUAGAUC
Molecule: messenger RNA, 4163 nt
Organism: Thamnophis elegans (Western terrestrial garter snake)
Lineage: Eukaryota; Metazoa; Chordata; Lepidosauria; Squamata; Natricidae
Product: pyridoxal-dependent decarboxylase domain-containing protein 1-like
Exons: 23
Coding region: 51-2390 (779 amino acids)
Biological process (GO): carboxylic acid metabolic process
Cellular component (GO): intracellular membrane-bounded organelle
Molecular function (GO): carbon-carbon lyase activity; pyridoxal phosphate binding
Source: RefSeq, a predicted model, not a curated record